This is a messenger RNA of Trypanosoma cruzi, 3351 nucleotides long. RefSeq lists its product as uncharacterized. The coding region runs from base 1 to 3351 and encodes 1116 amino acids. The transcript has a single exon. The record is from RefSeq and is a predicted model, not a curated record. Lineage: Eukaryota; Euglenozoa; Kinetoplastea; Trypanosomatida; Trypanosomatidae.
AUGCAGCAGAAGGUACUUAUCGUUACACCAGUUGCCUUGUUUGAGCUUCUCGACGGGAAGACUGUAGAGCGUGGGAAUUGUGCAUGCGCCAUUGUGGGACUUCCAUCGGAUCGGCCAAAGUACAGCUUGGUGUGCUACAAUGACCGCCGUGAAACGUUGUGCGUGGGCGCCAUGUCCUCAAACAAUGAGCAUGGUCUUCGGUUUGAACUACAAACGGGCAUGUACGCCAGUUUUUGUGACAGUACGGGAAAGCGGUGGAGCUGCAUGUUUCUAAAGGAAUCUCAGGUGGAACCUUUCUUGGCCGUACUUGGGAUUGCGCUCUACGCCUUGGCAGGACAACCCGCACACACGACCGUCGUCAGCGAUUUUGCGCCACCAGCAGGUGAGGUCCGGCUUGGCCUGCAGCAUCGUGUUAAGAUGCGUUAUUCUGCCUUUGCCGUUCGCAAAGGAGACGUUUUGCAGCUUGGUGAGGUGCUGGAGACGAACGGAGACCGUCCUUAUAACUUUCAGCCGGUACAGUCGGCAUUGGCCCUUCUACCAGAGGCGAAGGGCUUUGAGUCGAGUGUGCUUGGCAUGAUGGAGGACUCUUGGCGGACGGUUGUGGUGCCGGCAAUGCUUCCGCGCUCAGGAGGGAGGCAUUUGUACGGCGGUGACACUGUUGCUUUUGUGCUGCAAGCGGUACGCAUUCUCCACGAUGACUCCCCAAUGGCGGCGGAUGCCAAAGUUCCUGUGGUGUUCGCCGACUGUGACAAUGCCUCUGCCCUGGUUCCUGUCCCUGCGCACACGAAGGAUGCGAAUGGCACAAAGAUUGUUGUGCUUCACAGUGAGCAUCGGGAGGGGACGACGGGCACCGAUGGGAUGUUUUUCACCACGUCCGCUUUCGGCGAGGAGGGUGGUGGAGUGUCCGCGGAGCACAUGGCACUGAUACAGAAGUUGGGCGCUCAAAUCAGCCGGGCCACAACAGAUGCGCGUGAUGUACGUGAUAUUGCCGUGGGCGUGACCGGGGAAUGGAAGCAGGCCGUAAGCCGACCCAAGCCUUCGGCGCUGACGAAUGCGGCCCUGGAGCAGUCUGUAAAACAGCUCAUUAUGGAGAAUGAACGUGUCAUGGAGGACAUUGCUCGCCGCGAUGAGCUGCUCCGCUCACUGGAUCAGCGGAAUCGCGAGCUGCAGAAGCGUGUGGAUGCCGCGGCCUUGGUCUCGCAGCAACUGAUGGACGAAAAGAAUGACUCCAUGCGCACGGCAUCAGACGUGAAGCUGGAAAAGGAACGUGUUAUCAUGAAGCUGCAGGAGCAGAUCAAUCAGGCUGUCCAAGAGCGGGAUGAUACGCAGCGCCAUCUUCAAACCGUGAAGAAAUUGCUCGGGGUUUCCGAUGAAGAGCUGCGCCAGAUAAGAGGCAAGGCCGAUGUACACGCCAUACAAGCCCAGAGCAUUGUUGCAAAAUUAGACACCAUACACGACGCUCUGGCUGAAGAACGUUCACGUCGCAAGGGCUUGGAGGCGAAGGUGAUGUCUCUGCAGGAGGAGAUUAGAGACGCUGAGGCUGAACUGCACCUGAAAAAUGCCCAACUAGAAGAGCUUCGUCGUACGGCAGACAUGGAACGGGCACAUUACGCUCAAAUCAUGGAGGAUGAACGACAGCGUCGUGGAUUCGAGGCGCAACAGCUGCGUAGUGAGAUUGUGUCGGAUUUGCAGUCGCGCGAAGCAAAAUAUCAGGCGGAUCGUGCUCGUGUGGAGGAGGACAACUUUCGACGUGGACAAGCCGAAGGCAAAGAAAUUGGAAGGCGCGAGGCACGCGUCCAUGUGGAGACUCAACUGGAGGAGCUCCAACUUGAAGCACAGCGGGCCAUGACCGAGCUGGAUGCAUCUAAAACCGAUCUGCGGCGUGUCAUUGAGGACGGCAUGGCGCAAAACCGCACGCUUGGGGCCAAAGUUGCGGAACUCAAGAAGCAAAUGUAUGAGGAAACAGGAAAAAGAGUGCGGUUGGAGUUUCAGCUCCAGGGUAUGCGCACCAAAUUACGGUGUGCUCAGGAUAUUCCCAUGGCUGCUUUCACAUCCGUUGCGUAUCGGCUGAGUCGACCGGCGGAAGUGGCAGAUUUGCUGCAGAUUUUGGAUGCGCUCAAAAAGCGGCAGAAGUUGGAUUUCAGUUUCGAGAAGCGAAAUCAGGAGGCAGAGGAGCUUCAGUCAAUGCAACGUCGUCUUCAAUGGAUUGAGUCGAGCAUGUUUUCUUUAUAUUGCGACAGAUCGGAGGCCAUUUAUCGUGCCUGGGUGGAACCACUGUUGGCGGAGCAGAAGGCGACAGUGGAGGCGGUGCGCCGUCUUUGGCUGGAGCGUAAUGGAAUGGCCCACUAUGAAAUCAACGCGGCGGAAACGCGUAGUCGGUUUGAUAUUGGGCAAGAAAUGGAAUCCUUCUUUACGGAACUCUCCAAGGUCUUCAAUAAUCAGAUGAUGCAACGGUGCGAAUGCCUCAAUGAGGCAGAGAGGGCCUUCAAAGGGAUUUUUGAUGAAUACUUGGCGGCCACGGACGCAAUCAAUGCAUACCGAAUUGCGGAACUUCAGGCACGGCGGGCACUGAGCGAGGAGUGCAUGGCAGCACGCACCGUCACGGAGGAAGAAGAAGCGGUGGCAUUCCGUUUACUUUUGACGGAGGCUCUGACCGGCGUGACCGCGGCAGAUCAGAACGCCUUCAUGGAGGCAGAGGAGGGUGAGAGGGCCCUGAUUGACGCGGACCAAUGUGCCGAGUUUAGCGGGAUGCUGUUUGAUUGCGGCGAGGGGCUGGCAGCCUUGCAACGUCUUGCGGCCGCAGUUGAGGUGCGACACAAACUGAUGGCGGAGGAGGCGCAGUUACGUGCCGUUAUUGUGGCGGAGGAGCAAGAAGCUCUGGGAGAUAUCACGGAGGAACAGCCACGACAACAAGCGCCGCCGCCACCACCACAGUCGACACUUUUAGAGGAUGGGACAGACGAAAGGGUGUCUGGCGCUCAUUCUUCUUUUUACCCCGCAGAGGAGGAGGAGGAGACGGCGGAGGAAAAGGCGACGCCGUUUAGCGAUGAGCCGCAAGCCGAGGCUCCACGGGUAGAACUUGACGAGGCCUCCUUGCUGAGGACGGCUGCCAAAAACGAUAGCUUCGAUGCAAAUGACACCGCGACGCCACCGCCACCGCCAGCUGCCCGUGUUUUCCUGCCGUCUACGCAGGCAGCGGUGGCGAAAUCCAACCUUUUUGGUUCCUCUAGUGACGACGACGACGACGACAGGAAUGAGAGGCGGGUGCCAUCGAUGCAGAGACCCACGGUGACCAAAAGCCGCAUGCCUCCGCCGAAAUCCAAACUCUUUGAAAGCAGUGACAGUGACUAG